Molecule: messenger RNA, 1458 nt
Organism: Sorghum bicolor (sorghum)
Lineage: Eukaryota; Viridiplantae; Streptophyta; Magnoliopsida; Poales; Poaceae
Product: BAG family molecular chaperone regulator 1
Exons: 4
Coding region: 301-1119 (272 amino acids)
Biological process (GO): protein stabilization
Cellular component (GO): cytoplasm
Molecular function (GO): protein-folding chaperone binding; adenyl-nucleotide exchange factor activity
Source: RefSeq, a predicted model, not a curated record
GUGCGCCCUCCCCCCGUAUAGACGAAACCGGCAAACAAAAGAGAGUGGGCGAGCGCAACAGCCCGAACGAAGAAGCGCGUCUCGUCUCGUCUCGUGCCGUGCCUCCCCUCCCCUCUCCCGCGGGUCUCCUCUGUCCUCCGUCUCGCCUCUAGCUCUCCCACACGCCGCCACCACCUCCCGCACUGCACCAGCCACCGCACCCCGCGACGGGCAGAAGCUUUCCAUCCUGGGACGACAGCCGGAGGGAGGGAGGGAGCUGGUUGCGUACGUACGUGUCGUCGUCGCUAGCUAGCUCUCUCCAUGGCGGCGUCGGUGGUGAUGCACCGGUCGAGCUCGGACGGCGGGUCGAGCAGCGGGUGGUCGGACGCGGCGGCGGCCGUGGCGGCGGCGGCGGAGGAGCGGGCCGGGUGGGAGGUGCGGCCGAGCGGGAUGGUCGUGCAGGCGCGUGACGACGUCGCGGCGGGGCCAGGCGGUGCCCCGCCGAGGCCGCCGCCGCCGGAGAUCAAGGUGCGCGUCAAGUACGGCGGCGCGCGGCACGAGGUGUCCGUGUCCCCCAUUGCCACGUUCGGUCAGCUGAAGAAGCUGCUGGCGCCGAGGACGGGGCUGCAGCCGGCGGACCAGCAGCUGAGCUACCGGGGCAGGGCGCGAGGCAACGCCGAGUACCUGGACUCCUGCGGCGUCAAGAACAAGUCCAAGAUGGCGCUCGCCGAGGACCCCGCCAGCCUCGAGCGCCGCUACAUCGAGCGCCAGAAGAACGCCAGGAUCGAGACCGCCAACCGCGCCAUCGGCGCCGUCGCGCUCGAGGUCGACAAGCUCGCCGAUCAGGUAACCAGUAUCGAGAAAUCGAUUGCCAGAGGGAACAAGGUGGCUGAGGUGCAGAUCACGACGCUGAUCGAGCUGCUGAUGCGGCACGCCGUGAAGCUGGAGAGCAUACCUGCAGCCGGCGGGGACUCCUCUUCGCAGAAGAACAUUCAGGCGAAGCGGGUGCAGAAAUGCGUGGAGACGCUGGACGUGCUCAAGGUGUCCAACGCGCGGCUGCAGGCGGUGGUGGUGACCACGAAAUGGGAGACGUUCGACGCGGCGGCCACCACGCAGACGCAGUGGGAGCUCUUCGACUGAAAAAAGGAGAACGUCGAUCGUCAGUGCAGUGCAGUGGAUACGUGCAUGGUGUUUUUGUUUUUGUGUCGUCGCUAUUCUCUCUCGGUUUUAAUUUGGUGCGCAUUGAUUCGUUGUGGUCAUGCAUGGUGGUGAGACGACGGUAGGUUAGGACAACGCUAGGAGAACCAAAACCCCACUGUUAACUGUUUGUAAUCACAGUACCGUUCCUCCCCUCCGGAUGAUGGAGCCGAUUGAUCCGUCUAGUGUAAUAAAUAAAGGAAAGCAACACCGUUCUUUUUGUAUCCUAGAGUCCAGAAAAAUGAUGAAAUGCAACACAUAGGGACGUUCUUUUUUGUAUAA